CUUAUAUUGAACUGGAAAAAUAGAUAGACGGCUGGGAUAAAACACAAUACACUAAGCGGGGCUCACAUACUAUUGUCAGUAGUCACCUCGCUACUGACACUGUGAGUACGCAAUCAGCCUCCCAAACUUUCCCAACUUUCUGUGUUCGCACGGAAAAUCUGUGCGCUGGAAACAGACGAUCCGCACUAGAAGAGUUCCAGAAAGACUUGUUUUGAAGACAAGAGCCUUCUCAAGAAGAAGAGAGAGAGAAAAAAUGGAGAGUAUUGUUCAGUUUGCCGUAGAAAAACUGAACGAUUUUGUAACACAGGAAGCAGAUUUGCUACUCGGAGUAGAUGAGCAGAUCAUAUCGCUUCGAACCAAACUUGAAUGGAUGCGUGCCUUCCUCGAGGAUGUCGAUAGGAUUGGCAGAGAUAAUAAAAGAUUCAAGAUCUGGGUUACUCAAAUAAGAGACGUAGCCUACGAUGCUGAGGAUGUCAUCGACUCUUACAUCUUUAACAUUGAACAGAAACGACGAGAAGAUACAAGUGCUGGAUUUAUGAGAUGCCUAACUAGUUUUGCUAGUUGCAUCAAAGACAUACCAGCCAUCCACGACGUUGGAAAGAAGAUCCUCAACCUAGAAAGAAGGGUCGGCGAGAUCAAGGAGAACAUAUCACAGUUCGGCGUCGGCAAUAUAUCAGUUGGUGGAGAAGCUUCAUCUUCUUCAAAUCAAAGCCAGCUGCGGAGGGAGAAGAGGGCUCCCAUUGUCGAAGAAGCCGAUGUGGUCGGUUUUGAGGACGAGACAAAGACACUGGUGGGGCGGCUGACUGAAGGAGAUACGCGGCGUGCUGUGAUUUCGAUCACAGGUAUGGGAGGGAUAGGUAAGACUACUCUCGCAAAGAAAGUUUACAAUGACAUCCAUGUAAAGAAGAGUUUCGAUUUUCAUGCUUGGGUGUAUGUCUCUCAACAAUAUCUAGUCCGAGAGCUUUUACUGAGCAUUAUAAAAUGCUUUAGAGCCCUCGAACGAGAUGACAAGGAGACGACGCCUGAGGAAGACUUGCAGCUGGAACUCUCUCAGUACUUACAAGGGAAGAGAUAUCUGGUGGCAUUCGAUGAUAUAUGGAGCAGACAAGCUUGGGACAGUUUGGUUUCUGCAUUUCCAGAUACGAAAAAUGGCAGCAGAGUGCUUCUCACAACUCGCAAUGAAGAUGUAGCAAGGCAUGCAGACGCACAGAGUACACCCCAUAAACUCCGUUUGCUGGAUGGAAACGAGAGCUGGUCACUGUUCUGUAAGAGAGCACUUCCCGGAAAUCUUUCUCCUACGUGCCCUCCAAAUCUGGAAGAGUUGGGGAGAAAGAUGGUCGCCAAAUGUGGAGGUUUACCUCUAGGAAUUGCAGUAUUAGGAGGCGUCCUAUCAAGAAAAGAGAAGUCAGUGAAUACGUGGGAGAAGGUUCUUAAAAGUGUGGAAUGGUGGCUACAUGAAAGCAAAGAAGAUGGGAUCUCAGGCAUAUUGGCCCUGAGUUACCAUGACAUGCCCUAUUACUUGAAGCCCUGUUUUCUUUAUUUCGGAGCUUUUCCUGAAGAUUCUGAAAUCUAUGUCCCCCAAUUGAUUCAGUUGUGGAUGGCAGAAGGAUUCGUGCAGAGAAGAGGAGAAGAAGAAAUGGAGGAUGUUGCGGAGGAUUACCUGGAUGAGCUCAUCAGUAGAAGCAUGAUUCAGGUGGCGGACAGGAGGUUCAAUGGAACGGUUGAAACAUGCCGUAUUCAUGAUCUUCUACGAGACCUCUCAAUAUCAGAAGCGAAGGAGGAGAGAUUUCUGGAAGUGCAUGGGAACAUGGCGCCUGAAUUACCUACAAAGGCACGCCGACUUGCAAUUACUUGUGGUGACAUCAGUAAGUCCAUCUCUCUUAACUGCUCCACUCCACAACUCCGCUCUUUGUUGCGCUUCAGUAAUGAGAAUCAAAUGCUGGAGAAACCGCAGUUGAAAAUCAUCUGGGGAGCUUUCAAAUUGCUCAGGGUGAUGGAUCUCCGUUGUGUACGCAUCUCUAGUCUCCCUGAUGAAAUAGGGUAUCUAAUCCACUUGAGGUACCUAAAUCUCAGUUGUACCUGGUUAGGAAGGCUACCACCCACCAUAACUCGCCUCUCCAAUUUACAGACUCUCGAUCUGCAGUUAACAAAUGUCCACAUGCUACCGGAUGAUAUUUGGAAGAUGGAACAGAUAAGGCACCUGUAUCUAUUCACUACGGCAGGACUUCCCUGUCAAAUCAGCAACGUCAUGCAAAUCCAUCGCUUAAGCAAUCUCCAGACUCUAAAAUUUGUAAAGGAGGGCAGCUGGAUAGAAGAUGGAUUGGAGAAACUAACCAAUUUGAGAGAAUUGGGAAUAAAUGGAGAUCUCAAAAUGGCAUUGUCCCGUUCCAUUCUUAAACUGGCAAGCCUCAGAUCAUUGCUGCUAGGGGCAAGUCCUAAUUGCGCGAUUCCAACGUUUUCAUCCUUCUCAAAUCAUCACCAUCUAUUUCACAUGAAUUUGGACGGACCCUUUGAGAAAUUACCGGACGUGCAUGAGUUCCCACCUAACCUCACAGAGCUAUUCUUGAGGGGGUCCCAAUUAGAGCAAGACCUAAUUGGAACGCUGGAGAUGCUGCCGAACCUUCGGAAACUCUCUUUAUUCUCAAGAUCUUACAUAGGAAAGGAAAUGGUUUGCUCUGUAGGAGGGUUUCCACUGCUCGACUAUUUGUAUAUUUACGAAUUGGAUGAAUUAGAGGAGUGGAGAGUGGAGGAAGGAGCGAUGCGGAAUCUUAGACGUUUAGAGAUCAGGAAUUGCAUAAAAUUGAAGAUGCUUCCUGAUGGAUUGCGACAUAUCACCACUCUUCAAGAUUUGCAGUUAUCACUCUUGCCGGAAGAAUUCAGAGAAAGGGUGCGAAAAGACGAUGGAGAGGACUGGUUUAAGAUCCGACACGUACCCUCGCUCACCAUCUACCCGUAGUGUAUGGGAAUCUUUACAUGUAGGUAAUUUGCUUUGGACUUGUUCGCAUCCAUUUCAUCUAUCUAGACCAUCCGUUAGGUUCAGUCCACUCAUCUUCUAUUCCUUAGAAAAUUUAUAAUGAUUGGAUGAUCCAAACGGUCCAUCUAGUUUCAUGGAGAAAGUAGGGACAGGAUUGCUUCUAUAGGUUUAGUCAAGAACGCUUACAGUCGUUUGAUUGUUGUGAUUUUUACAUAGUAGUGGAGAAGAGUGGACAGUACCUUAUGGACGGUCUCCAUAGAUGAUAUUGAUUCGUACGGGUUCAAAUGCAGUCCAGGUGCAGGUAAAAGUUCAAAUAUGUGAGCUAUCUACUUCUCUUGUAAAAUUUAGGCUUUUUAUAAAAAUGUCCUCUUGUAUGUU
Molecule: messenger RNA, 3352 nt
Organism: Magnolia sinica
Lineage: Eukaryota; Viridiplantae; Streptophyta; Magnoliopsida; Magnoliales; Magnoliaceae
Product: disease resistance protein RPP8-like
Exons: 2
Coding region: 254-2956 (900 amino acids)
Biological process (GO): defense response to other organism
Molecular function (GO): ADP binding
Source: RefSeq, a predicted model, not a curated record